Thermothielavioides terrestris NRRL 8126 is the source of this 3002-nucleotide messenger RNA. RefSeq lists its product as uncharacterized. The record is from RefSeq and is a predicted model, not a curated record. The coding region runs from base 525 to 2648 and encodes 707 amino acids. Lineage: Eukaryota; Fungi; Ascomycota; Sordariomycetes; Sordariales; Chaetomiaceae. Gene Ontology annotation, biological process: transmembrane transport. The transcript has 5 exons. Gene Ontology annotation, molecular function: transmembrane transporter activity.
CGCAGCCAAGCAUCGCCGAAGUCUCCUCUUGUCCCCCGCUUUGCGUUUUGUUUUCUCCCCCUCCUCGUGCGCCAUGCUCUGCAAUCACCCGGCGAGUUUGGGUAUCCAGCGUCGCGUCGGGAGGGUGUGUGCUGUGGGUUUAAGGAUCGGUUUUCUGUAACUGCCGGCCGGCCGGGUUCAGAGCCCCAGAGGCGCUGGGAAGGAAAGCCUGCGGUCGCCGCGAUAUCAAAUCCGGCGACCCAUCCCACGCUGCAUCCGACGCGCUGGACACGCGUAUGGCACCCACCGACCAAGAAGCUCGUCAUUUGGCGACAACAUCCUCCGGCAAUAACAACCUCGUCCCGCACUUUCCUGCCAUUUCCAAGCAGGAUUUCAACAAGGCUCCCGGCGAGGCUCCGUCUCCCGGUAGUCGGUCUUGCAGUUCGCUCGCCACGACCGUCGUGUCCAGCCCCGCGCCGAGUCCACGACGCCGACAACACUUCCAGGUGCCACAACCCGGCGCCCCAACUUCCGAGCCGGACACCAUGCCGUUCCUCGUGGCCGUGGCCAAAUUUGCUGCCUUUACCGAUGUCUUCCUUACCGGGCUGAUCAUCCCCUUGCUUCCCACCAUCCUCGAGAGCCGGGCCCAUGUUCCCCAGCAUCAAGCCCAGAUAUGGACCUCUGUCCUUGUAGCCGCCCAUGGUGGCGCCGUUGCCGUGAUGUCGCCAUUCAUGCCCCUCCUCACGCGACGGGGUCCGUCAGGCUAUGCAGUGCUUCUUGCCGGCCUCGCCGGCGCAGCUGCUGCCUUUGCCCUCCUGCAGCUCUCCCAUGACCUUGGCCUGUUGAUCUUCGCCCGCGCCCUGCAAGGACUCUCUGCCGCCGCCAUCACCGGCGCCUCAUCCGCCAUCCUCGCCUCGGCAACGAGCAGCAGGCCAUCAUCUUGCGGCCUCGCUUCACUGACGCCAGCCUUCCUCCAGAGCGUGGCUAUGACGACAGCACCCGCCUUGGCUGGAACCUUGCAUGACUACUAUGAUGCAGACGCUGUGUUCUACUGCGCGUAUACCAUCAUUGCGCUCAGUGGUGUGCUGGGCUUGGUAGCGGUGACUGCCACACCAGCUAGGCAUCUCCGUGCCAGCAACGGGCCCGAGCCUCGUUCGCGCUCGGAAGUCCCAGCCGAGCGGAGUGGGUAUGGCACAAUAUCGGCGGGGACAGGAGAGUCCAGUGAGAGCUCUUCUCCAAGGUCAAUCUCCCCGAGGACACGUUUACCCGCUGUCCCCAGCCAACAAGAUCCUGCAACUGCCGUUUUGGGAGCCGUUGCGUUGAGCCCGCGGCUCCUGGUCGGCCUGUACGGAUACCUCGUCCUUGCUUUGCUUACCUCCGCGCUGCAGGGCGUCCUCCCCCUUUUCGUUGAGCGGCGCUUCAACUGGUCGGUCUUGGCCACCGGGUACACGUUCGUCCCGCUUUCGGCACCUGCUGCCUUGAUCGGACCGCUUGCCGGCGCCUUGGCUGUCAGGGUCCCCAAGUCAACCCGUUUUCUGACGACGGUCGGUUUCUUGGCUUGUCUACCCGCGUUCCUACACCUGGGUCAGCUGGGAAAGAACACCAAGCUCAUACAGCACCCGUUCUUUCUGACGCUCGGAGGUCUUUCUCUGGCCACCGGUCUCUGCGGAGAUCCCUUGGCCAAAGAGAUCACCAGCGUCCUGGCUUAUUCUGCGAAUGACUCUUGGAGCGCCACGGCGCUGGCCACUAGCCUUCCGAGCCUCGCGCAUGCAUGGGGCAGCCUGGUCGGACCGCUGCUCGCCGGUGCUGUCAGCUGGCUUUGGGGCUGGCAGACCAUGAACACGACACUGGCCGCCAUUUCCGCUGCCACGGGUGUGGCAUCGCUCUUGUUCUUGCAAGGCUGGAUUGGGAGCCCGAGCCCGGAAAUCCGGGCGCACCGGACCGAGGCUCGCUCUGAUGAGGAGUCGGCACCUCUGUUGACGAACGAUCGCUCAAGCCGUAGUUUGUACGGAUCGAAGGAAGAGUAUGGCGGCGGUAAAGGAGACGAUGGUAAGCAGAGACAGGACUCGGAUGGCGUCUCCCCCCACUCGCGCACCGGUGAGGACCGCAAGAGUCGCACUCAUCGCCGCCAUUUCAGCGUCGACAACUUCUCCGUGGCCACAACAACAACACCAGGCAGCAUAGACUCUUCCGCGUCGUCGGUCCGCUUCCAAGCUGCUCUAGAGACGCCAACACUCGGCGCUUCCACCGGAGUUGUUAAACGGCCGUCGAUGGAUAGCGCCGCCGGCAAGAGCGCCGCCGAGCGGCGGUUCGUCAUGCGCGAGGCGCCGCACGCGCCCGCCACCGACCCGCUGCUCGCUGCCGGCAGCUUGUAUGUCAUCGACGAGGAGCGGGACACGGGGCGCGGCGUCGAGAGCCGGCGGCACAAGCGCCGGGUCGUGGUGUUCGCCGAGGGCUCGGCGCCACCGGAGCUGUUGGCGCGGCACCGCCACCACGUCGUCGCCAUUAACGCGCUGGACGGGACCGCGCAGAUGGUGGCGGAUAGCACGGAGGACCAUGCCGUGCACGUCACGGAAGAGGCCGCCGGGGAUGAGACUGCGUUUUCGGACGCUACGGCCAGGCGGUAUGUUGUUGUUGUUGUGGAGGGCGAAGAUGACGCGGAGAGGUGAAGGACGGAGGGACAUGCUUCGGCUUGUGUGUGAAAAGUAGGAGGAGCGAGCGGCGGCAAUGGUGCUUGCUGAUAAUGAUGGUGCCGACGAUAAUUACGUUAUGUAUUGUGAGAUGUAUGAUGACAGAUGCAGAUCCAUGAGACAUGUCGAAGUCUUGAAUUCAUCGCCCCUGAAUUCCUCGCAUCGAAGAAUAGCCCGCGGCGCAAGCUGUACCGGGUGUGACCAAUGGUCGAGGUCUUAAAGACAAGAUCUCGAACUGUCCAGGUGAGCAGGAGUGGCAAACUUCCUGAAACUCGGCCAGUCCUGGAUGACUCAGGGGCCAUUUCUCACCUCCACUGCUGACGCCAUAACCCA